GUAGCGACCUAGCAAGCUGCACAUUUUCAUCAUGAGUUUGUUUGCUGCUACGUGUAGGUGCAUUUGGACCAAAUUACCAAAAUUCAGCCAAUCACUGAACUUGAAAGGGUUCGACUGGACAAGCUAGAACCGGAUUUACUACUAUAAGAAAGGAGGGGUCAAGUAGCUGAAGCCAAGAACAAUGGCAGAAGGUUUGAUACUAGUUGUGCUUCAAAAAAUUGCAACUACUUUAGGUGGAGCUGCACUGAAUGUAAUUAUGUCCAAAUUGGGGAGAGAAGGCAACAUUUUACUUGAAGCAGAGAACAGCAUGAAGGAAAUUGAGACUGAAUUCGAAAUAAUGCAAGCGUACAUAAGUCAAGUAGAUCCAUACAGCGAAAAUGACAAAGUUCUCAAAUCCUGGCUGAAGAAUGUAAGAAAGAUAGCAUCUGAAGUUGAGGAUAUCAUUGACCAAUAUGCAUUUCUCCUCGGGAAAAUGGACAAUGCAGAAAGCUUCAUGGAGAAAGUGUUCCGACGUUCAGAAAAUGUCAAGGCCUGGAGUAAUAUUUCUGCUCAGCUAAAACAAGUAAAAGCACGCCUUCAAAGUCUAACAACUAUGAAAGAGAGAUAUUGCAUCACAGUAUCUGGACUUGGUGGUGAACCAUCGAGCCACAAUAUCACUCGUCAGGAUUACCUGUCUGAUUCUUCCUACUUAAACGAUGAUGAUGAUGGGGUAAUCGUAGGAAACGAAGAUGAAGCAAAGAAGUUGACACAAUACAUAAAUGAUGAUGAUAAUAUGGAUCGCACAUUUAUCUCCAUCUUGGGUAUGGGAGGUUCAGGCAAAACAACCAUUGUGAGAAGCAUCUAUAGGAAACAAAAAGUAACGAAGAAUUUCGAUUGUUAUGCCUGGAUCACAGUAUCACAAAAUUAUCAUGUCGAAGACCUUUUGAGUAAAGUCAUAAAGCAACUUCAUAACUCAGAUGAACAUGGUACAACUGAUCACACAUAUUUUGCCGAGAGGAUCCAUAGUUAUCUCACGAACAAGAGAUACCUUAUUGUUUUGGAUGACAUGUGGAACAGAGAUUUUUUGUUAUUCUUUGAUCGAGCAUUGGUGAGGAACAAGUGCGGAAGUAGAGUCAUCAUUACUACUCGAAUAGAAGCUGUUGCAUCAUUAGCUCAGCAGAACCAUACUAUCAGAAUUGGCCUUCUUUCACAGAGAGAAUCAUGGAAACUUUUCAGUAAAAAGGCAUUCUCAAAGCUUGGCAAGGAAACAUCAACUUGCCCUCAAGGUCUUGUUCAGUGGGCAAACAAAAUCUUGGAGAGAUGCCAAGGCCUGCCCCUUGCUAUUGUAGCCAUAGGGAGCCUUCUAUCCUACAGAGAAAUGGAGGAGCAAGAGUGGAGACUAUUCUACAAUCAACUUAAUUGGCAACUAACAAAUAACCCAGAACUCAACUGGGUAUCGAGCGUUCUGAAGUUAAGUUUGAAUGAUCUUCCAAGCCACUUGAGGAAUUGCUUCCUGUACUGUGGGUUAUUCCCUGAAGAUUACCAAAUACGACGGAAUUGGAUAAUCAGAUUGUGGGUAGCUGAAGGUUUUGUGGAAGAUCGAGGAACAGAGACAGCACUGGAGGAAAUAGCUGAGGAGUACCUCAAGGAACUUACUCGGCGCUCAUUGAUUCAAGUAACUGAAAGGAAUGAAUUUGGACGACCAAGAAGGUUUCAGAUACACGAUCUUGUCAGAGAAAUGACACUGACCAUAUCAAGAAAGGAGAGGUUUGGUCAUAUAUGUAAUCAGCCAGAUGUAACAUACAUUGGCGAUGUAGCAAACCGUAUAUCGGUGCACAGUGGAGGCCAAGUCUAUCAGCCAGGUCCAUCUUCACAGCAUCUGCGCUCAUUUUUAUUGUUUGACAAACAUGUGCCAAUUCAAUGGAUCAACACUGCUUCAUCGAAUUUCAAACUGUUAAGAGUCCUGUGCCUCAGAUACUCCCUCCUUGAGGUCAUUCCAGAUGCCAUAACUGGUUUAUUCAAUCUGCACUACCUUGAUUUCUCUCGUACUAAAGUGAGGACAAUAGCAAAAUCAGUGGCAAGGCUCAAGAAAUUACAGACAUUGCAUCUCAGGUUUGCCCGUGUGAGGGAGUUGACGUCUGAAAUAACAAUGCUCACAAACCUCCGGCACUUGUCUGUGAGUAAUGAUUUGUAUGGCACAUCGAUUUCUGGCAAUAUCCGCAGUCUCAAGCACUUGCAGACUCUUCGAGAGGUGAAAGCCAACAAAGAUUUGGCUCAAAAUCUUGGGUACCUGACACAACUAAGAAGCUUGGGCAUUACAGGAGUCCAACAAAGCUACAACGAAGAUCUCUGGGCUUCCAUCAGGAAGAUGACUGUCCUUACAAAGUUGGCAGUCGCAACUUCUGGUGGAAAAGAAGUCCUUGACUUGCAAAACUUGAGAUCACUCAAGAAUCUUGAGAAGUUAUACUUGACUGGCAAGUUGGCAGAAGGAAUGCUUUUUCCAACAUCUGAUGGUUUUCAGAAGCUUAAGGUCCUAACAAUGCGGUGGUCUGGGCUAAUAAGAGACCCCUUAAGUUCCAUAUGUCAAAUGGUAAACCUUGUUUAUCUUAACCUUUAUUGUGCAUAUGAUGGGGAAUCCUUGGUAUUCUGUUCUGGAUGGUUUCCAAAGCUCAAGCAACUCUACCUUGGCAAACUGGAGAAUUUGAGGUCAAUUCAGAUAAAUGAUGGCGCCAUUACAAACUUAACAUACCUAGAACUUCAUGAGCUGCGCAAUCUGAAAAAUGUUCCUGAAGGCCUUACAAAUCUUAGGCUGCUUCAGCACUUGUAUGCUCAAAAGAUGCCAGGAGAGUUCGUGGAGAAACUGGAGGGAAGUUGCCGGGGCUUUGUUCAGCACAUUGCCAACAUUAAAUGCAUGUGAUAUGCUCUCUUCAGUCCUCGUAAUAAUUAUAUUUGGUUUCUGUAGUUGGUUCGUUACUCCUUGUGGCCUGUCAUGUAGGAGGGUUGUUUUAUUUCGGACAUCUACUUUCUUGUGUACUGUUAAAAAACAGGAUGCCACAUUUUGUCCAAUAAUUUGCUAAGAGUUGUAAUAAGAGAGGACAGUGACAACCAGUUCCAAAUGACGACAGCCAGUCCCAGGAUACUCCUAGUUACAUGCCCACACUUUAUUUC
Molecule: messenger RNA, 3147 nt
Organism: Phragmites australis (common reed)
Lineage: Eukaryota; Viridiplantae; Streptophyta; Magnoliopsida; Poales; Poaceae
Product: disease resistance protein RPM1-like
Exons: 2
Coding region: 182-2896 (904 amino acids)
Biological process (GO): defense response to other organism
Molecular function (GO): ADP binding
Source: RefSeq, a predicted model, not a curated record